Sphaeramia orbicularis (orbiculate cardinalfish) is the source of this 1053-nucleotide messenger RNA. Its product is annotated as fetuin-B-like. Gene Ontology annotation, biological process: negative regulation of endopeptidase activity. The transcript is spliced from 7 exons. Gene Ontology annotation, molecular function: cysteine-type endopeptidase inhibitor activity. Gene Ontology annotation, cellular component: extracellular region. Lineage: Eukaryota; Metazoa; Chordata; Actinopteri; Kurtiformes; Apogonidae. The coding region runs from base 1 to 1053 and encodes 350 amino acids. The record is from RefSeq and is a predicted model, not a curated record.
AUGAGGGUGUACGUGUUAGUCCUGUGUGUGUUUGUGCUGCAGCAGAGGACUAGAGCCAGGCCAGAAAGUCCAGGAUGCAACAGUCCUGAGGCAGUGAGGGUGGCAGAGGAGUCCGUGGAGCAGAUCAACCAGGACCGGACACAUGGAUACAUCCUGAGCCUCAACAGACUGUAUGACCUGUCUGUCACACCUGAAACGGAAAAAGGUGGGCUGCUGUACCAAAUGACCCUUGAUGUCAUGGAAACCAAAUGCCAUAUCACCAGCCGGAAACCAUGGAAAACAUGUGAUGCCAGACAGCUUCAUGAGGUUCCAGUUUAUGGAGAGUGUGAAGUAUCUGUGCAUGUUGACUCUCAAGUCCAACUUCAGAGCUACUCCUGUGGACUUCGUCAAGUUCCUGCCACUGCAGUGGUGGAUACGUGUCCGGACUGUCCCACAGCGGAGAACCUGAAUGAGCCUGUCGUCAAGGAAACAGCCAAUCUCUCCCUCCAGAGGUUCAAUGAAGAGAGUCGCCUGACAAACAUCUUCACCCUGGAGGACAUUACAAAAGCCAGCUCACAGUGGGUCGUUGGCCCAGCCUACUUUGUGGAGUUCACCAUUGUGGAGACGGUUUGUUCCAAAACAAAUGAUGGCAGUGAAGUGAGCAGCUGUCCUCCAAUGGACUGUCAGUUUGCACACAGAGGCUUCUGCGUCGGCUCACAUGUGACUCAAGAGGAAGAAUUUGAGAUCAGAGCUCCUGUAGGAGUGAAGAAUCAGAAGCCGGUGGUGGAGGUGAAAUGUGAGAUCUUUGAACCUCAGGCUGCUGUUGCAGAGGAACAGGCCCAUGCGAAGGCGGCCAGUGGACACACUGAGCAUCAGCACCUCAACCACACACACCUGCACCCCCAUGAGCACCCGCACUCUGACACACCUACCUCAGACCACACUGACCCCGGGCCCAGAAGCUCCCUGGGGACUGUGGUGGAUCAGCCUGCUUCUCCCAGAUCUGCUCCACAUGCCAGCUCCUGCCCCAGUCCCCACAGACACAAUCUGGGUUUAGUCAAACUCAGGCUCUGA